CACAGGAAACGCUUCAGAACUUUUCGAGAACUCGCAGAUGGGAAUCUAUAGUAGUUGUAUACCAAAGCGAAGCGGUGCGACCUCCUCUCGCAGCAGCAAAUCGAAAGGAUUUUAUCGCUUCGACGAUUCGUAACCGUGUGAAAUAAAAUAUAAACAAAAAAUAAAAAGAGAAAGAAAGAAGUGUUUUCUGUGCAUUCAAAGGGAUUACUACUUAUUAUUAAGAGUGUAGUGCGCUUUAUAUAAACUUUAACUGCGAGUUCUAAUUGAUUGAAAGAUUGAAGACUGUAUAGUAAAAGAGUUUAUUAGAGAGAGGCAAAGAUUGAGCGAUCGACUCUUGCGGAUUUUAAAGAAUAAAAACAAAAUCAACCCCAGCAAAAUGGUGGGCAGCAACGGCACUAUGAUGGCCAUCCGUAUUGUUCGCAGCAAGCUGAGGAAACGGGAGGAACACUCGAACAGCGUCCAUCCAGCUGACGUCGUUCUGCAGACCUCUCCCGCCCCACCACCAUCAUCACACAAUCUCCAUAACAACCACCUCAACAACAACAACAACAAUCACCACCACCACCAGCAGCAAGCACUAGGAGGCGCUACCACGACAACCGCCCCUAGUAACGCCAUCGUCAACCCUAGCAACAACGACCUGGCCUACCGCGGACAGUUUCUCUGGCAGACGCCGCCACCUCCGACGCAGCAGCACCUGUACAACAACAACCAGGAUGCGCUUGUACAAGGUCUACCGACGACGGAGAGGACGGGUUUCGUCCGCGGCUUCAGGAAGAAUUUGGGCGGUCGCUGGCGACGAUUGGUCAAGAGGAAACCGGAAACGGAAGUCUACACGAUACCGGCGGAACUGAAACCGCAGCUCAAGCAGAUCUACGUUUACUGAUUUUAUUUUUUUUUGUUUUGAUUACAAAUCAAUCAAUCAAUCAA
Nicrophorus vespilloides is the source of this 930-nucleotide messenger RNA. RefSeq lists its product as uncharacterized. NCBI's taxonomy places the organism in Eukaryota, Metazoa, Arthropoda, Insecta, Coleoptera, Silphidae. The record is from RefSeq and is a predicted model, not a curated record. Bases 377 to 886 code for a protein of 169 amino acids. The transcript is spliced from 2 exons.